Molecule: messenger RNA, 2346 nt
Organism: Juglans regia (Persian walnut)
Lineage: Eukaryota; Viridiplantae; Streptophyta; Magnoliopsida; Fagales; Juglandaceae
Product: protein DGS1, mitochondrial
Exons: 14
Coding region: 57-1847 (596 amino acids)
Cellular component (GO): mitochondrial outer membrane
Source: RefSeq, a predicted model, not a curated record
UUGAUUCGGUGCGUCUUCUCUGAUCUUCCUUGCGCGCGGCGAAGUUACUAGAGCUCAUGGAGGUCGUACCUGUGGAGAAUGAUGAAUCGAAGAACUUCAAAACGCUGUUUUCAUUCUAUUCCAGCUAUCUAUGGAACCGAGUAGUCGGUUUCUUGCCCACUUCAGCCUCUAGUUUUCUCGGGAAAAUCUCAUAUCUCUGUCGCCAAGCAGCUCGCGCCCGGCUCCGGGGGCGGAGAGAAUGUCUUCCCCUCCCGUUGGCUUCUGACUCUCUAGACUCUUAUAUGGUUUUGAGGAAGCCAUCUAGAGUUUAUGAUGUUUUGGAAAAUAUUUUAAAGCAUACGCUUUUCAAUUUGCAUAACGUCCAGAAGAAUUUGCAGUUUUGGCAAUCUAGGGCGGAGGGAUCAAAUGCUCGUAAAAUGUACUUUAUGAUCUUUGAGAGAGGGCCACGGGCUUUUAUUCAUGGAUCAGUUAAGUUGAUACGUGUAUGUGUUGCCGAGGGUUCUUCCAUGCAGCAUCUGUGCCAUUCUGCAGCAUCUCACAUAUCUGAGAGAAUAAAAGUCUUAAGUUGCUUACGAUCUGAGCUUGCUAUAUUCUUGGCUCAGAUUUAUGUGGAAGUUGAUAGAUUUGGGGAAGAGUUACUGACGGAUCCAGAGACUUCAUUGCCUGCAUUAUUGGCCACAAUUAAUGGUCUAUUUUCAAAUUUAGAGGCAUCAAUUGGACAUCUCCAUGCAACUUGUCAGAGGGAUGCUCCUGUUGAAGGCGGCUACUCGGGCCUGCUAAAGUUUGAGAAGCUACUCGGAGUAAGUCAGGAAGGCUCUCAGUGGACUGAUUGUGAAGUUGGAGAGGCUAUCAACUUGAUUUAUCGAAAUAUUCAUACUCUCGACUCUUAUUUAUCUGAUCUUGUUGCCAAACAUCGGAAACCCAGAAAGAUAACUUUACACUGGGUCCGCUAUACAUGUGGUGCAGUUGGCCUCUCCAUUUGUUCUUUUUGGGUCCUACAGCAUAGUAGUUUGAUGGGAAGUCCUGACAUUGACAACUGGAUUCGUGAAGCAAGGGACUCGACUUUUAGCUUUUUCAAAGAUCAUGUAGAGCAACCGCUUCGGUCUAUUAGAGAUGAACUUUUUGAUACAUUCAGGAAGAGGCACAAAGGUGUCAUGGAGCCUGAAGAGGUGCAGUUAACUUCUAAUUCCUUGCGCAGAAUGCUGUUGACAUUCGGUGAGCAGACCAAAGGUCAAAAGUUCCCAGAGAAUGCAUCAGAUCAGGAAUUGCUGGAAAUAGUGAUGGAAAGGUAUGAAAAGGAACUUGCACAUCCCAUUCAGAACCUUCUUAAUGGAGAGCUUGCUCGUGCUUUGCUUAUCCAGGUUCAAAAGCUGAAACUGGAUAUUGAGACGGCAAUGCUUGAGCUGGACCAGAUUCUUAAGGCGAAUGAGAUCAACUUUGCUAUUCUAGCUGCUUUACCAGCAUUCUUCCUCUCUCUUAUUUUGCUCAUGGUAGUGCGUGCAUGGUUUAAACAGGAUACCAGAGCAGAAGGAAGGGGUAGAAUGGCUCGGCUCCAACGGAGACUACUUAUUGUGGAGGUUGAGAAAAGGAUUAUGCAAUUCCAAACUUAUGUUGACCAAAAUCAGGAAAAGGAUGCACAGUGCAUGUUUGGACUGAUGUUAUACAGUCUUGAUCGCCUAUAUCGUGCUGUUGAGAGGCAUGCAAAAGCAACCGGGGAAUGGCAGUGUUUGAGACAGGAUAUUAUUGAUCUGGGAAAGCCUGGCCUUCAAACUACUUAUAAGCUCUUGGUGACCUCACGCAUGGAGCGGAUUUAUGACUGCUUGCUUCCGGCAUUCAAACGACAAUAGUACUUCCAUCUUUCUUCCUCCCUCCCCCCUUCACUUUCCCCCAAUCUUUUUGCAUUAUAAAUUGCUGCAUCACAAUUUUUGGGAUGGUAAUUUUGCUUCAGAGAUUUUUUGCAUUUGUUUCAUCCAAUUUUUCCUUCUUUCAUUUUCAUCAUGUGAAAUUUAGGAAGACUCUAGUCUGGGACCUCUCUUCCAGAAAAUAAAAAUAACUUUGCUUGGAUUAUGGUUAUAGCACAUGAUGUGUGCUUGGGGGAAGCUGAAGUUAUAUAUGUUGCUUCUCCUUUUUUUGUAUUCUGAUAUUUGAGAGAGAACUUGAGAGGCUGUUCAAACAUAUUAUACCCCUCAAAGAUGGUUUUUUUUUCAUUUUCAGAGUGAACUCCAGAUAAAUUGAAAGUGUAGUAGUCAUGAUCCAUAUCUUCUAUAUACGCAAUGUUACAGCAUCGACAUAGUUCAUGUGUAUUAUUAAGUAUGUAAUGCAGAAUGAGGGAGAACAUAAAGCAUU